This is a messenger RNA of Musa acuminata subsp. malaccensis (wild Malaysian banana), 886 nucleotides long. RefSeq names its product 22.0 kDa class IV heat shock protein. Gene Ontology annotation, biological process: protein folding; protein complex oligomerization; response to hydrogen peroxide. The record is from RefSeq and is a predicted model, not a curated record. NCBI's taxonomy places the organism in Eukaryota, Viridiplantae, Streptophyta, Magnoliopsida, Zingiberales, Musaceae.
AGGGAUGACUCUGGAAACGCCUCCUCCACUAUAAAUGGAAGCUCCAUCCUAUUCCAAGAUCCAGAUCAAGUGCGAUCUCUGGAGUUCCUUGAAGCUACGCAGUGCUCCCUUCUUCUUCUUCUUCUACGCAUCAUCUGAAAGAAACCAUCUGAUCACCGGCUCACAAUGAGGCGCUCGCCGUUCCUUGUACUGUUCGUUGUCCUUUUCUUGGCCUCGUGUGCUGCGCCGGCAGCUAACGGGCUGAUGCCGUAUUACGGGAGGCUGUGGGACAUGAUGAUGCCCGCCGCCUACGACGAUCCCUUCCGCAUCCUGGAGCAGACACCCUUCACCGUCCCCAAGGCCGUGGACGCGCUCGCGCUCGCACGCGCUGACUGGAAGGAGACCCCCCACGCGCACGUCAUCUCCCUCGACGUCCCAGGGGUGAGGAGGGAAGACAUCAAGGUAGAGGUGGAGGAGAAUCGGGUGCUGAGGAUAACGGGCGAGAGGAAGGGCGAGGAGGAGGAGGUGGAGGGCGAGAAGUGGCACCGGGCCGAGCGGAUGGCCGGCAAGUUCUGGCGGCAGUUCCGGCUGCCGGCUAGCGCCGACGUGGACGCCGUUAAGGCCCACCUGGAGGACGGCGUGCUACGGGUGACGGUGCCGAAGCUCGUCGAGGGGACAAGGAGGCAGCCGAGGCUGAUCAACAUCGCGCAGGAGGCCGACAAGGGUGGCGAGGACAUCAAGGCCUCCAAGGCUGUUGUGUGAUCAUCUUAUAUAUCUACCUACCUAUUUGAUGUCGAUGGUGUGAUGCGUCACAUUACUUAUAUGUAUGCAAAUAAAUCUUUCAUGAGUGCAAGAAAUGCUAUCACAAAAAGCUGUAAUAAUAAUAAGAUAUAUUGGAACUUUUGUA